Messenger RNA from Sinocyclocheilus rhinocerous, 2586 nucleotides. RefSeq names its product purinergic receptor P2X, ligand-gated ion channel, 1. The transcript has 13 exons. Gene Ontology annotation, biological process: response to ATP; calcium ion transmembrane transport. Gene Ontology annotation, molecular function: ATP binding; extracellularly ATP-gated monoatomic cation channel activity; purinergic nucleotide receptor activity. Lineage: Eukaryota; Metazoa; Chordata; Actinopteri; Cypriniformes; Cyprinidae. Bases 602 to 1792 code for a protein of 396 amino acids. The record is from RefSeq and is a predicted model, not a curated record. Gene Ontology annotation, cellular component: plasma membrane.
CAAUUCUUAUUGUCCUAUAGCAGAGAAUGGCUGGUUUGAUGUUUGAUGUAUGAUGGUGGUCCAUAAUAACUGUAUAAAGCAAUUGGAACUGAGGUGCUUCAUACAUUUAUAAGAAUCAUCCUGUGAAACUAUGUGAACAUACAGUAAAAUGAACACUGGGUUUUAUCUUUAGCAGUCAUUCAGGAAGGCAGUGGCCAAAGAGCGCAAGAAGAGUGCUGAUAGAGAGAGAGAGAAGGCUGUUUCAGGCAUGUCACAGAUGUGCGGUGGACAUUAAGCCUUUAUUUGCAAUUGGACUCUAAGUCGCUACUCCUCCCUUAAGAAGUUUAUCCGCCUGUACAUGUAUUUGCGCUACAGUCACAAGAGGGGGGAUGAAGACAACGCAAAGUGGGUGGUUUACUUUGAGAAGUGUUUGGUUUAAAAGAGAGAGAGAAAGAAAGAGAGAGAGACAGAUAAAGUUGAGGCAAGCAAGGAAGUCAGAUUACAGCACUCUAUAAACAUCUUACAGUGCUUACCAAGACAUCUUACCAGUGAACAAGAGCCUUGUGAAGACAGAGAGGAGGAUAUAACACAUCUUUGUACUCCUUUUCUUUCAACGAGAAGAAUGAAAUCUCAAAUAAAGAGAACGUUUUCAAACUUCUUCUUUGAAUACGAAACUCCUCGACAGGUUCUGGUCAGGAACAAAAGAGUUGCAGUUGUGUGCCGAAUCAUCCAAAUGGGUGUUCUAGCUUACAUCAUUGGGUGGGUGUUCAUGUAUGAGAAAGGCUACCAGAUAGUAGAUAUUGCCAUAAGCUCCAUCUUCACCAAGAUGAAGGGAGUGUCCUUCACAAAUAUCAGCGAAAAGGAGCGGAUAUGGGAUGCAGCUGAUUAUGUUUUUCCUGAACAGGGUGACUCGUCUUUUGUUGUGAUGACGAACUACAUUGCCACUGUGGGACAGAAACAGGACAAAUGUCCUGAGCUGCCAGAUGGGAAGAACAAAUGCACUUCUGACGCACACUGUGAUGAGGGCAAAUACAAACGUAUGGGAAAUGGGCACAUGACGGGCAGGUGUAUAAACGAUACAAGUACUUGUGAGAUCUACUCCUGGUGUCCAGUUGAAGAUGACCGUAAAAUACCAGACCCUCCAGUCCUGCUGACAGCAGAAAACUACACACUGUUCAUCAAAAACUCGAUUACCUUUCGCCAGUUUAAUGUAGUAAGGAGUAACUUGGUGGAGAGUGUGAAUCAGAGUUACAUCAAUACAUGUUUGUAUCAUCCCAAGACUGAUCCACUGUGUCCUAUCUUCAGACUGGGAGACAUUGUUGAGCGUUCUGGGUUCAGUUUCUCAGAGAUAGCUCGUGUGGGUGGUGCUAUAGGAGUCCUCAUCGACUGGGACUGCAAUCUGGACCUGAGUAUCAGACACUGCAAACCAAAGUAUGAAUUCUAUGGUCUUUAUGGAACGGGGAAAAAUGAGGACAAAGAAGAGAAACCAUCACUGGGAUACAAUUUUAGAUAUGCGAAAUAUUAUGUGGAGAAUGGGGUGGAAAAGAGAACGCUAAUGAAGGUGUUUGGUGUACGGAUAGACAUCAUUGUUCAUGGACGGGCAGGAAAAUUUGAUAUCAUCCCUACGUUGACGGCUAUAGGCUCAGGAGUAGGAAUCUUUGGAGUGGCAACCGUUGUGUGCGAUUUGCUCCUCCUAUAUUUUGUUCCAGAGAGAGAUUUCUACAAAAACAUGAAAUUCAAGCAUACAGAAAUCGGGGAAGAGAAGCCAGCCUUGCCCCAGUCAAAGACCGAAAGAGAUCUACCGAAGGAGUGAAGUCUGGAUGGCUGCCAUGACGACUGACUACUGCACAAGAGAGAGAGAGAGAGAGAGAGAGAGAGAGAGAGAGAGAGAGAGAAAACACCUCAACACUGGAGCUUCAACAAGACGGCUGGGAGACUUGACACAGAACUGUCAGACAUCACUUUUCCUUUCUAAAUAACAUUUCCUUCCCAAACUACUGAGGAAAGACAUUAAAUCAGUGUUAUGAUUUAAGACAUAACUAAUAUCCACUGAAUGUGUUCAUAUUGAGAGGCUUAGGACUGUAAAGGUACACAAUUGUAUGAGGGUUUUGAGGUCUUUACAAGGUUCCCAAAGUUUUUGGCAAUUACCAUGUAAUGUCUGGAUAUGUCACCCAUAUUCAACUCUGGAUAAUGUAUCACCUUAAAAUUGCUAUUUUUAUUUACUGAUAGGUGUUUUGUAAAGGUUUUGUUGUUGUUUUUGUAGCAAGUCAAACUGUUGAGCCUACAAUUUUUGUGAAAUAAAUCUUAGAUGGUUAGUCAACCAUAUGAGGUUGAAACUAACCAGCUCUGAAAGACAGAAAGGUGAGUGAUUUAGGCCUUUUGUUUUAGCUCAUUCACAAAACACUGAGCCAAGAAACCUAGGAUGCUCAAAGGAUCUCAAAGGUCUGUUAUUUUAUUAUUAGUACACAGCCGUCUGGACUACUUGAUUUUAAUGCAGCAUUCAAUGGUCAAAUAUAUCAGAAACAAUGACACAUUCCGACCACUUAUCCAGGAAACUCUUAGCUGUGCUUGUGUUCUGUCUCUAAAAUUAUUACUCAAAUCAAUAUU